GUUCCUGCUUAUCUCACUCCCCAUUCCAUCCCCUCUCCCUGCCUGUGCCUUUCCCUCUACGCGUUGGCUUUUACUGCGGCUCUUGCUUCUGGCCGGCUCAUCCCCUGUGGUUGUCACGCCAUCUAUGACCUUCUAGCCACUGAUGCCGGCCGUCGAAGCAACCCCCGUCCCAUCCUCCGAGUCCGGUCUUGUCAAGAUGGAAGACCGGAAAAGAGCUGCCGCUUAUGAUCACAAUGAAUCCGCUCCUCCCCUGAAGAAACACGCGACUUCAGUGAAUGGUAGUAGCAAGCCUCAUCCCGACGCUGACAUGCCUUGGAAAGAUGACCUGGAGCGAUUUCAGAAGGAUGCGAUAUGGCGCCAGAUGCAAGAGUAUAAACGCGAUAAAGUCUCCCUGGAGACCAGGUUGAAGGAAAUGACAAAGGCUGCCACCCACCAUAAUGACCAUCUUCGAGUCAUCGAUGCAUGGUUUCACCAGUUGAUUGAUGAGGUUAAACUUCUUUUGGGCGCCCCGACAGACGAAGCUAAAGACCGACCGUCCUUCCAGAGCUCCCUCCUGUUCGAGGAUGUUGAAGGCUUUGAGAAACACCUUAAAUCCCGUACAGAUGACAUCAGUGACAUAAUCUCGCGCUUUAAGUCCGUAUCGACAAGAGCCCCUCCUGAUGUGUCAGAGUUGCAAAGUCAACUAGCGAAGAAAUUGGCCGAAGAGAAGGUCACCAUUUCCGAGCUCGAAAGAGCCCUUGCUGAAAAACAACAACUCGAGGAGCAGCUAGAGGCUGCAUCCUUGCGGUAUAUGGUGGCCGAAAAGAAACUUGAUCGUGCAAGAAGCUUGACCGUGGCUAAACUCGAAAAGCAAUACAUUCUUGGUGCGCAGCGGCCAGGAGGCGACAGUGCGUCAGGAAAUCGAGAAGAGGCUUCAGCGUCAAAUGGUGCCGCCUAUAGGGGUGAGCGCAACGAAGAAUUGGAAGAGGCGCAUCACAAGCUCGUGGCUGUAUCCGAAAAGCAAAAAGAACAGCUACAGAAAUUGGAGGCCGAUAAUUCCAAACUGGUCAACCAGAUCACAGAAUUGAAAUUCAAGUACUCAAAGCUCACCGAUGAGGAUUAUGCGCACACGGAUCUGUUCAAACUGCUUAAAUCACAGUACGAAGACGUCGUCAAGCGCCUCAAUCACCUUGAAGCAACAAAUGUUCAGCUACGCGAAGAGGCAGAAAAGCUACGAUCUGAGAGGACUUCAUACCGCAAUCAACUUGAAGAAGAGACCCAGAGUACCAUCGCAGAGAAAGAAGCGCAGCUGGUGAGGGCCGAGACGGACUUGGCGCGGAUACGGAAUGCCCGUGAUGAACUCCUAGCGGAUCAGCAAAUUAGGAAGGCUGCACAAGAACAGGAAAAAACAGCUUCCAUCAAAAUGAAGGAAUUGACUGAAGCGAGGGAGGCACAAAUCGCGUCAUUGGAGUCUGAAGUGGAGAGACUACGCUUACGAGUUGGCGAUGUGAAAGCCGACCCAAUAGGCACCGAAGAGGUUCCUCUUGAAGAUCUGCGUGUAAAAUUCCGUAACCUGGAACGCCAGUAUUCGAUGUUGAACACUGAGUUAACCUCGAUGCAAACGGCCUGCAAGAAAUACUCGUCGCUAGCGUCGCAGAAAGUUACCGACUUUAGUGCCCUAGAAGAGAAGGUAGCACGGCUGAUUGCGGAGAAAUCGAAAGCGGACCAGAAAUAUUUCGCAGCCAUGAAGAGUAAAGAGGCGAGGGAACAUGAAGUUCGCACGCUAAGGGUGCAGAAUUCGAAGAGUUCAGAUAUUGUCUCGCAGCUCAAGGAAUCGGAGGCGACAACUCGUUCAUUGCUAGCAAAUAUGGAAAAGCAGGUUAGCGAGAGCAAGGAAGCCUUGAAUUCGGUACUCUAUAAACACCACGCCGCAGAACAGCGACUUACGGAAAACAACAUAGCUAUGGAUGGUUUGAGGGCCCAGGUUGCUGAACUGAAGACCUUGUCUCUGUCAAAGGAUUCGGCUUUAGCCAAUGCUUCUAGUGCUCAUCGCAAAGCGGAAACGGAAAUCGAGGGCCUCAAGUCGACACUCGCCGAUACCAAGAAAAGCUUAGAGAACUGGAAGAAUAAGAGCCUCGGGAACUCUUCAUCUGAAUAUGAGAUGCUAAGGACCCUUGCAAUCUGCACCGUUUGCCGCAGGAAUUUCAAGAACACUGCGAUAAAGACAUGUGGCCAUGUUUUCUGCAAGGAAUGCGUGGAAGAGCGCCUCAUUUCACGAUCUCGAAAGUGCCCCAACUGCAAUAGAUCCUUUGGAAAUAACGAUUACAUGCACAUCACUCUUUGAUUUGGGCGCCUUUUUUUUUUCUUUUCUGCGGGCAAUGUUUAUUAUCUACUAUUUUUUUUUCUCUCCUUUUAAUCACAAAACUUCAUGUACUAUAGCUUGUCUUUUUCUUCUUGUGUUUACACCUUUUACUGUCUUAUUUUACUUCUUCUCUCCCUUGUUGCUUCCCAUUUUCUUUUCUUUUCUUACCCUGUCAAUGUGUUUGCGUAUUUUCAUCUCGGUGGGGUUUAUGGGUUUUUGAUACGGUUUAUCUCAGCAGGAGGAUCAGGUUCUCAGGCGGCCGGAGUUUGGACUCAAUUAUUCGCUCUGGAGGGACAGCCUUUGCCCAUUCCAUUGCAUGUUGGCAAGGUGUGACGGUUACUGUUCUCAGGUAUGCCUUUUCAUGAUCUCUGUUUGCUUUUUAUUGCUUUUCCUCUUGGAUACCCGCUUUGUGUGUGAUCAACACUUGGUGGGAAGCCGGUGGCCUUCUGAAGUGUAGGAGUAUGAUAUCUGCGGGAAGGGUAUUUAAAGGGAUGAUUGCAAAGAUUGGUAUCAUGAAUUGAAUAUCCUACUGUAAAGAAGCUCGUGCCUCCCAAUCCAAAGGUCAAGUGUAGGAACAACUUGGCCUGCAUUUUCUACGUCUGUUUUCCAUUCCCGCUCAAUUCGCUCCGCGAUCAUCUCCUGCAAACCCCUACUAGCAAGAACAUUUUGUGCUUGAUAAGGGCCCAUCACGGAGGCCCGAACUGCAGCGCUGAGGAUCGCCUUGGCGUGGUUCAACAUGAAGACAUAAGUUGUCUGAUGGAGAUCCAGCCCCAUAGCCAAGCACACGACACCCCAUAGAGGCGGCAAGUGUCCCUUAGGCCCUAAUUCAUCC
Monascus purpureus is the source of this 3173-nucleotide messenger RNA. Lineage: Eukaryota; Fungi; Ascomycota; Eurotiomycetes; Eurotiales; Aspergillaceae. The record is from the annotation of a GenBank genome assembly.